Dromiciops gliroides (monito del monte) is the source of this 1205-nucleotide messenger RNA. It is a transcript of the gene SAP25, whose product is annotated as Sin3A associated protein 25. Bases 1 to 981 code for a protein of 326 amino acids. The transcript has 7 exons. NCBI's taxonomy places the organism in Eukaryota, Metazoa, Chordata, Mammalia, Microbiotheria, Microbiotheriidae. Gene Ontology annotation, cellular component: nucleus; cytoplasm. The record is from RefSeq and is a predicted model, not a curated record. Gene Ontology annotation, biological process: regulation of DNA-templated transcription.
AUGACGCGUGACUAUUCCCUCGGGGGUUCCCCGGUGGUAAAAGGUUCCACCCCUUGGUCCUGGCCACUCUUCACGCGCUCUUUGCUGCUCUUACACCUUUUUCGGAAUCCCUGGGCUCCUGGAGCGGCUUCUAGCCCAGGGGCACCCCGCCCCCGCGGGGUUAGCACCUCUACCGCACUUCUCAGUUUGUGGGGAAAAGAGGGACCUCGGGACUCGCCCGGCACCCACCCCCCCUCCCCCCCAUCCUUUCCUAGCAUGAUCCCCUGCCUUCCUCCUGGGGGAGGAGAGGAAGAUCGGGAUAAAGACCCCAGUGACCAAGAAGAGGACUGUGGCUCAGGAGAAGAGAGUCUAGGAGACACAGGGAUCCCCCGACCAUACAGCCCCGAGCCUGGGUCCCCCUCAGCUCCAGCCUCACAGCUCCAUAGGGACCCAAUUCAGCCACCAAGUGCCAUGCUUCAUUUUGGUCAGAAGCUUCUAGGGCAUCAGAUUCCAGUUCUCACCCAGAGUCUCAAAGAGGGCAGCCAGCCAAAUCCCUGGGAGCCAGCCUAUGAAAAAGGAGCAGUAACUGAAAGGGCAGGGAAUUCUGGAUCUGGUAACUCAAUCUCCUUCAGAACCAUCUGGCAUCCAUCCUUCUGUGCCUUGUUUGAUGCCCAGGGCCAUGACUCCCAAUGCCUAGCUCCACCUGAAGUAGAGGGGAACAGAGAGAGCUCCCAGGGUGAUAAAGGUUUCCCAGCUCUCUGCUCUGAAGAUUUCUUUUUCUCCGACCCUCUCUUGCCUUCCAUUACUCGGAUUCCCCUUGGCCUGUCCCAAUCUCCCCAACAGAUCCUGAAGAGGUCUAGACAGCUUCUUGCCCCACCCCCCAUAAUGUCAGUCUGGACACCACCAACACCAGCUCCCAUCUUGACUUGGAGGUGUGGUCCUGAGAUAACUGCUGUUACCUGCCUACUUGAGAUGAGUCAGGGGGAGGUGGGGGGAGACUGAGCCUUCCCCAGUCCCACCCACUCCAAAGCCGGAUUCUAUUAUCUCACCUUUAUCUUACUCAUUUCUGCAAUACUCCUUGAGAAUUGAGGAAGGCUAACCCCCCCCCCCUUAUCUCUUGUUGCUAUAUUACAGUAUUGGGAAUGAAUAAGAGGGCUCCCUCUCCCCUCUUUUGCUGUAUUUGUUGUAUUGUUGUGGGGUUGAAUAAAGUAGUCAGGGUAAUUGUA